AGAGUUUGUUCUAAAAAGGCAACUCAUUGGGACAUAGAUUAUUGGUUUUCUUAUGAAGGGUAGGAAGGAAAGCUAAAAAUUCUAUAAACAGGUUCAAGGAUUCCUGAAAAAAAUAGCUAGCAAUUUAAACAUGUCAUCACCAGCGGAUUCGCCUUUUUCGUUCUACCAAGAUUCCUCCCCUCCAACUCCUCUAGAAUUUCAAUAUGAUUCGGCCAUUGCAACACCACCUGAAUUUCAAUAUGAAUCGGCCAUUGCAACACCCCCAGAAUUUCAAUAUGAAUUGGCCCUGGCAACACCACCUGAAUCUCAAAAUGAAUCUCUGCCAUCGCCAUCGCCAUCACGGAUACCUUCUAAUGUAUACGACCCGGGACCGACCUUGAGGAAAAGGAGCGUAGUAUCGACGGGAACUUUGGUUGGAGUGAUUGCGGGGUGUGUGAUAGGUUUCAUACUACUUUUCAUCGUCUACUAUAGGAGGAAGAGAAGCAAACGACAUGAUGUGGUGGAGAUUUUCCACGGAGAGCCUCCAUAUGAACCCAAAGAUGAUCAAUUUAGUGGCCAACCUCAGCAUUUGCAACAAAAUUAUACUCCUCCACUGGCAGACAAAGUAGAAAUAUAUUCAAAGCCUACUGAUUUUCCAGCACCAUCUUCAAGCAGUAGCAGCUUGAGCUCUGAGAAACCACCCUCAGGACAAUCUCCUGGCAUUGCCCUUGGAUCAUCGCAAAUCACAUUUACAUAUGAAGAGUUACUGAUGGCAACAAAUGGUUUCUCCAAUGCCAAUCUCCUUGGUCAAGGAGGAUUUGGUUAUGUCCAUAAAGGUGUCCUUCCAAAUGGGAAAGUGGUUGCAAUUAAGCAGCUGAAAGCUGGGAGUGGACAAGGGGAGCGUGAAUUCCAGGCAGAGAUCGAGGUCAUUAGUCGCGUCCAUCACAGAUAUCUUGUUUCACUGGUUGGAUACUGCAUUAGCGGGGCCCAAAGGAUGCUUAUUUAUGAGUUUGUUCCAAACAAUACCUUGGAAUUUCAUCUGCAUGGAAAGGGGAGGCCAACUAUGAAUUGGCCAACAAGAUUGAAAAUUGCCCUAGGCUCUGCAAAAGGAUUGGCAUAUCUCCAUGAGGACUGUCAGCCCAAGAUCAUACACCGUGACAUCAAGGCAUCUAAUAUUCUUCUUGACCAUAACUUUGAGGCAAAGGUUGCAGAUUUUGGACUUGCCAAGGUUUCUUUAGAUACAGAUACUCAUGUCUCCACUAGGGUCAUGGGAACUUUUGGUUACUUAGCUCCUGAAUAUGCAUCUAGUGGAAAGCUCACUGAGAAGUCAGAUGUCUUCUCAUUUGGGGUUGUUCUAUUGGAGUUGAUAACUGGACGCCAACCAAUUGAUAAAACUCAAUCUUUCACUGAUGAUAGCAUGGUUGAGUGGGCAAGGCCUUUGCUUGCACAAGCAUUGGAAACAGGCAACUUUGAUGCUAUUGUUGAUGUAAGGUUGCAGAAUGACUACAACACUGGUGAAAUGGCUUGCAUGCUUGCUUGCGCUGCUGCUUGCGUACGUCAUUCUGGCCGACGUCGGCCACGAAUGAGCCAGGUAGUUCGAGCUUUGGAAGGAAAUCUUUCUCCAGAUGAGUUAAAUGAGGGAGUUAUACCGGGUCACAGUACAAUAUACAGUUCCUACGGAAGCUCAGACUACAACACUGGUGAAUACAAGGAAGACUUGCAGAAAUUCAGAAAACUAGCAUUAGAAAGCCAAGAGCAAGAGCAAGGAACUAGUGGGAUUAGUGGGCCUAGCAGUGAGUUUGAUCAGCACCAAUCUGCCUCUAGUGGUGAAGGCCAACAAACCUCCCAAGAGAUUGAACUUGGGAAAACGAAGAAAAGCACCCGUAAUUUGAGUGAAAGCUCUUGACAACUGAUCCCCAAAACCUUGGAAAAACCAAUUUCUCCUGUUCUACAUCCGAUAUCCUUCCAAACUUUCCAGAAUCACACACUAUACUGUGUCACGUUUUCAUGAAAAAACACUUCUGAUGGUACAUUUGGUAGAUCGAAUGUACAUUUUUCAGCUAGAUUAAUGAUUUUUGUGGGAGUCGCAUGCUCAGUCGUUUGAAGAAUUCGAGUGUUUCUAUACCUCCCAAGAGUUUGAUUGAAAUGUCCAUAUGAAGAAAUCUUUUUAUAUAUAUUGAAGUUAGGAACAAUUAGGAGGAAUAAUUAUGUAUGUGUUAUGGUGGAUUUUUCAUUGUUAA
Messenger RNA from Prunus mume (Japanese apricot), 2219 nucleotides. The record is from RefSeq and is a predicted model, not a curated record. Lineage: Eukaryota; Viridiplantae; Streptophyta; Magnoliopsida; Rosales; Rosaceae.